Messenger RNA from Nomascus leucogenys (northern white-cheeked gibbon), 713 nucleotides. The record is from RefSeq and is a predicted model, not a curated record. Lineage: Eukaryota; Metazoa; Chordata; Mammalia; Primates; Hylobatidae.
ACACUUCCUGCCUAUGCUAUGGCUGGAUGAACACAGAUAUGAGGGGAUUUGAACUGUCUACAAUCAAUCCAUAUGUGACCAAUGGAGGAGAAGCAGCCCAAAAAGACGAAGGAACCCUCAAAAGAAGAUGAGCCUCAGCAGAAGGAGACGCCGACCCAUUUGUCCUUAGGAGCAGAGUCCAAGGCAGAGGCUAAAACUCCAGUUCUGGUUGAGACACAGACAGUGGACAAUGCCAAUGAGAAAUUAGAAAAACCCCCAGAAAACCAAAAGAAGCUCUCUGACAAAGAUAUGGUAGCCACCAAGAUCCAGGCCUGGUGGCGAGGCACCCUGGUGCGUCGGGCACUGUUGCACGCAGCCCUCAGUGCCUGCAUCAUUCAGUGCUGGUGGCGGCUGAUACUGUCCAAGAUUCUGAAGAAGAGGCGGCGGGCAGCGCUAGAGGCCUUCUCCCGGGAGGAGUGGGCAGCAGUCACACUGCAGUCCCAGGCCCGCAUGUGGCGCAUCCGCAGGCGCUAUUGCCAGGUGCUCAAUGCUGUUCGCAUUAUCCAGGCCUACUGGAGGUGCCGCUCCUGUGCUUCCCGGGGGUUCAUCAAGGGCCAGUACAGAGUCACAGCCAACCAGCUGCAUCUCCAGCUGGAGAUCUUGCUGGACUCAGGGCCUUGCAUUGUGACAGAGUGUAUUCCCUUCUCAAUAAAGGAAUGAAGUGGUCUUUUCCA